CGGACUCCUUUUCUGUACAUUAAAACCACUGUGCGUCUAGUAAUUUCAUGGGAAAUGUAGGCUACAUGUUAGGCAGUUUGCAUGGGUUCUCGUGGAGACACUUGCCUGCUCACUUUUAAGUCACUCAUCAACCAGGUACUUAAAAAGACUCAAUUACUAUGCACUUUACACGGCCUACCAUUAGGCUACAAACUCGACGAGUUAACAUUUGACAUUCUAAAUAGGCAUAAGUGGGGAAUUAGUCUAAGUUCGAGGGCGAGGGGGUAUCUCUUUUUCUUAAUGUCAUUAAUGGCUGACAGGAGAAACAGGUCUAGACCUCGGUGCUGUAGACGAUCUUUGUUACCGGUGUCUACUUAACAUGAAGUUCGGUUCAUAGUUCACAAACCUAACGUGACUCAGGUUUAGAUACUAGCUGCUGUCUCUUAGCGUGCCGGGUACCAUAUUUACGCGGCUGUGUAUUUUAUCAUAAAUAGAGAGAGACUACAGUAAAUAAGUGAAUUCCUGGAUGGGCAUUAAUGGAUUUAAUAACACGGACGGACUCGUUGGAAACAUGACGCAACACCACUCACCGCCUGCUAACAGCUAACUUGCGUUGCUAGUUAACAACUAAUGCUGUGAACCAUUUGUUAGACUGAUAUUGCAACCUUACCGGACAAUCGUUUACUGCGUUGUGACAAAAUUGAACUUGCUAUUGUAGAGCUACCUCACAUUCCCCCCCGUAGCUACGAGCUACGUAAGACCGGAAGUACUCCCCUUCAAAAUAAAAGUAGGUGUCAAGAAAUUACUUAAGUCAUUCCUGUACCUUCUGAGUGUGUUGUGUGUAUCACACUAUAUGUCCACUUGUGAGCGGCUAGAGUCUUUAUUAUUAUAAUUAUUAAUAAUAUUAUUAUUAUUACCUAGUUUAACACUCAUAGUACUUAUGAGAACUUUCUGAAUAACUAUCCUGAUAAGCAGCAUGGGCAUCAGAGUAGCUGUGAGCUGCACUGUGUUGUAUACCCUACUAGACCUGGUUGUCACCACUGUUGUGUACACACACGGAUCAAACUUGAGCAUAUUCGUAAAGGAUGCCCUGAACUUUAACAUCCUCCAGUCAGUAUUGGACCUUUGGGGGACUGUGCUGCUCAGAGCCUCUCUCCUGCUAGGAGCCUCCAUAGGGGUUUCAUGGAAUAGAAAAGACGGCCCACCGAGGGUCGCAAAACUCACCACCCUCAUUGUCCUCCACUGCCUUAUUGUUGCCACCUACGCCCUGGCAAAGCUGCUGAUGCUGAGCGAGCUGGGGCCUCUGAGCCACCAGCCCUGGAUCCUGAGCCUGAUAUGUUGGACUUGUGCCUCUUCUCUGGGUGUUCUGCUGCUCUGGAGACUGCUGGGGAAGGAGGCCAACUCGGCCAGCAGUCACAACAACAGCUGCAGCAGUGGAGAAGGGGGCUCCCAGGACACUGACAAGCUGGUGGAGACAGCUGGUGAGGAGGAGCAAGAGGUAGGGUUUGAGAGGAAAAAGAAUGAGAAGGAGGAGGAGGAGGAGGAGGAGGGAAGCCAGGAGAAGGAGAAGACCAGCUCUGGGGCUACACUGGGACGUCUGCUGCUCUACUGCAGAAAGGAUGGUGGGCUGCUCUCUGUAGCGGUCCUCUUUCUCAUCAUCUCAGCUGUGUGUGAGGCCUUUAUACCGUACUACUAUGGGAAAGCAAUAGACAGCAUUGUGGUACACCGGAGCAUGGAGCACUUCGCUAAGCCUGUGAUCACACUGUCGGUGCUGGCUAUUUCCAGUUCCCUUGCAAUGGGAGUACGUGGAGGAGUCUUCACUCUGACGAUAGCAAAAUUAAACCUUCGGCUUAGGAACCAUCUCUUCAGAACUCUGAUGAGGCAGGAAAUUGGCUUUUUUGAUGAAAACCAUACAGGUGACAUCCUUUCACGUCUGUCAGCUGACACCACCCAGGUGAGUGACCUGCUUUCCCUGAAUAUCAACAUCUUCCUGCGGAGCACCAUCAAGGGCAUUGGUGUCUUCAUCUUCAUGUUUGGGAUGUCGUGGAAGCUCACACUGGUGGCCAUCAUGGGAUUCCCUUUCAUUGCCGUUGUCUCUAAACUUUAUGGCAAUUACUACAAGAAAUUGACCAAAGAGGUGCAAACAAUCCUUGCAGAUGCCAAUAAAGUUGCAGAGGAAACCAUUUCAUCCAUGAGGACAGUACGGAGCUUUGCCAACGAAUGUGGGGAGGCCGAGUCCUACUAUGUCAAACUUUUGGUCAUGUUCCAGCUCAACAAAAAACAAGCCCUGGCCUAUGCUGGCUACAUGUGGUCCAGUAGUAUCUCAGAGCUUGCUUUAGAGGUUUCUGUGCUCUACUAUGGCGGCCACCUUGUAAUAACCGGUCAGAUGAGUAGCGGUGCCUUGAUAUCUUUUUUCAUAUACAUGCUGGAACUGGGAGAAUGUCUUCAGAAUAUUGCUUCGGUGUACACGGGCCUCAUGCAGGGAGUUGGAGCAGCGGAGAAGGUUUUCGAGUACUUGGACAGGAAACCCAAACACCCAGCUGAUGGAACAGAGGCUCCAGACACAUGCACCGGUGUGGUGGAAUUUAAAGAUAUCAAGUUUGCCUACCCAACACGCCCUGAGAUGGAGAUUCUCAAGGGAGUGUCAUUCACUUUGCGGCCUGGAGAGGUGACCGCCCUUGUGGGUCCUUCAGGCAGUGGAAAGAGCUCCUGCGUGAGUCUGUUGGAAAACUUCUACCUUCCUCAGCAAGGCCAAGUGCUGCUGGAUGGAAAGCCCAUACACACCUUCCAGCAUGACUACCUCCACUCCAAGGUAGCUCUUGUGGGCCAGGAGCCUGUGCUGUUUGCCCGGACGGUAGAGGAGAACAUCACCUAUGGCCUGACUGACGUCCCAAUGGAGACUGUGGUGCAGGCUGCCAUCAAGGCGAAUGCCCACGAUUUUAUCACUUCCCUCCCUACAGGCUAUGGAACAAGUGUUGGAGAGAAAGGCACCCAGUUGUCAGGGGGGCAGAAACAAAGGGUGGCCAUUGCAAGAGCUCUCAUCCGCAACCCUCGUGUUCUUAUCCUGGACGAGGCCACCAGCGCCCUAGAUGCAGAGAGUGAACACAUUGUUCAGAACGCUCUUAACAACGUCAUGCAGGAGCGCACUGUGUUGGUGAUCGCCCAUCGGCUCAGCACUGUGGAGAAGGCAGACAACAUCAUUGUGAUCGACAGGGGCCAUGUGGCUGAACAGGGGUCUCACAGUCAGCUGAUGGCCAGUGGGGGGCUUUACUAUAAGCUGGUGCAGAGGCAGGUGCUGGGCAUGGAGACCGGGACGGAGGUCCUCAACAAAUCCGAAACACUAAGCUGGAAGUCUGAUGGUGGAAGGCAGAGAAAAAGGCAAAGCAGCAGUGGCAGUGAGUCUGAACACAAUUUGCGCUACUGAGAAUGAACUGUAGGGUGUGGAAAUGGGAAAGGACUGUUGGAAGGGUUGAUUCCUUUUGUAUAUUCUGGGAUUCAAACCAUAUGUACUGUAUAAACUAUUUUGUGUACAAAUUCAGAAGUGUGAAGUCCCCUCACUGAAAUCCAGGAGCUUGAUGUAUUUUAUUGUAAUUUGAUGUCCUGUCAGAAACAGGACCAGGUUGAGAUCCAGUUAUAGACGAACUGAGAGGUAUUAUGAAGUAAAAAAUAUAGUUGAAUGUCUUAAAAAUUAUCAUAGAGCAGUGAUUCCCAACCAGGUGUACUUGUACCCAGGUAGAGACGUUUUGAUACCAUGUCCUUCCCAAAACUGAUUUUGUUACCUGAACUGAACCUGGCCGAUACCAAGUACCGAUCCGAUACCAGUGUGUUAAGAAAUAUAUAUUUACUGUGUGUGUGUGUGU
Messenger RNA from Etheostoma cragini (Arkansas darter), 3839 nucleotides. RefSeq names its product ATP-binding cassette, sub-family B (MDR/TAP), member 9 (gene abcb9). NCBI's taxonomy places the organism in Eukaryota, Metazoa, Chordata, Actinopteri, Perciformes, Percidae. Gene Ontology annotation, cellular component: lysosomal membrane. Gene Ontology annotation, molecular function: ATP binding; ATP hydrolysis activity; ABC-type oligopeptide transporter activity. Gene Ontology annotation, biological process: peptide transport; transmembrane transport. The transcript has 11 exons. The record is from RefSeq and is a predicted model, not a curated record. The coding region runs from base 956 to 3403 and encodes 815 amino acids.